AAGGAAAACAAAUUAAAUAAUUAAAAAACAGUUUGCACUGUUUCUUCAUUCUGUGCUUUCCAUUUUACGUAGAUCUCAUCGAUAAUUCCUGCUUCUGCUUCACUACGAGGCUCCAUAAAUGGCGUCCGCGUCUUCCUCCAUUUCUAGAUCCAACACUUCCCUUCCUUCAGUUUCUUAUCCUUUCCUAGAAUUUCCCCACAUUGCAUCCAUUUCCAUUCGCAAUAAGUCGUUAUUCCCUUCUCAAUUCACCCUCAAACGUACCAGAAAUGCUUCUCUUCGUCCACGUAUCACAGCCCAGCUCUCUCCAGAUUAUGUCCCUGAUUCAAAAUUUUACAAAAUUGAAGCAAUCUUAAGACCAUGGAGGAUUCAACAGGUUUCUUCGUCACUAUUGAAAAUGGGCAUUCGUGGCAUCACGGUUUCUGAUGUUCGUGGAUUUGGCGCUCAAGGUGGCUUGACAGAGAGACAAGCUGGCUCCGAAUUCUCAGAAGACAAGUUUCUUGCAAAAGUUAAGAUGGAGAUUGUUGUGCGCAAAGACCAGGUUGAAGCUGUCAUAGCAAAGAUAACUGAAGAGGCAAGAACUGGUGAAAUUGGUGACGGGAAGAUCUUCUUUCCCAUCUCUGAUGUGAUAAGAGUUCGCACUGGGGAGCGGGGAGAAAAGGCAGAGAGGAUGGUGGGAGGGCAUGCUGAUAUAUCUUCGUCUGUGUCAACUUCUUGAUGCAGCUCGGUUGACGUUAAACGUACCAUCUUUUGUUAUGUGUUUAUCUGUGAAACUCUAAGCUUCAUUUUAUCACUAUGAAAAAUGCUGUCAAUAGGUUGGACUAUGUCAUUUACCUUUUUGAUUUGUUUAAGAGUUACAAAUUAGACUUGCAGGAAAGUCCUUUUAAUUUCAGGUUAGUUAAGCUUGGUAGCCUCUGGCUUACAUUAGGCUAUUCUGAGUUUUCGGACAGUGCCUUUUACCGUGGAUGUGCUCAUUUCAAAAGAUCUGUGUAUGCCUCUGCUGUAGUUGAAUCUAUGUUCAUAUAUUUUGUUUAAUCGGUCGAGAACAUAGCACGAUAUCAUAUUAGUUUCAGAAUU
This is a messenger RNA of Nicotiana tabacum (common tobacco), 1074 nucleotides long. RefSeq names its product nitrogen regulatory protein P-II homolog. Gene Ontology annotation, biological process: regulation of nitrogen utilization. The record is from RefSeq and is a predicted model, not a curated record. NCBI's taxonomy places the organism in Eukaryota, Viridiplantae, Streptophyta, Magnoliopsida, Solanales, Solanaceae. Gene Ontology annotation, molecular function: ATP binding; enzyme regulator activity. Gene Ontology annotation, cellular component: cytosol; chloroplast thylakoid.